Protobothrops mucrosquamatus (brown spotted pit viper) is the source of this 1358-nucleotide messenger RNA. RefSeq names its product fasciculation and elongation protein zeta 1 (gene FEZ1). Gene Ontology annotation, cellular component: axon; cytoplasm. The transcript has 9 exons. Lineage: Eukaryota; Metazoa; Chordata; Lepidosauria; Squamata; Viperidae. The record is from RefSeq and is a predicted model, not a curated record. The coding region runs from base 1 to 1179 and encodes 392 amino acids.
AUGGAAGCCCCUCUUGUAAGCCUGGAUGAAGAGUUUGAAGACCUGAGGCCGUGCUACAUAGCGGAUAGGGAAGAGAAAGCUCAUUAUUUUUAUGGCUCCUCAGCCCAGCACUUGGAAGAUCCUUCUCUUUCUGAGCUAGAGAACUUCUCUUCUGAGAUCAUCAGUUUCAAAUCCAUGGAAGAUUUGGUCAAUGAAUUUGACGAAAAGCUCAACAUUUGCUUUCGGAAUUACAAUGCCAAAACAGAGAACUUGGCUCCGGUAAAGAACCAUUUCCAGAUCCAAGAAGAGGAGGAGAAUCUGCAGGAUGAAGAGGUCUGGGAUGCCCUAACAGACAACUACAUCCCAUCCAUCACCGAGGACUUGAGGGAUCCCAACAUCGAAGUGCUUAACGGCAAUAUCUCUGACACAGAGAUCCAUGAGAAGGAGGAGGAAGAGCUUAACGAAAAGAGUGAAAAUGACUCCGGUAUUAAUGAGGAACCUCUACUCACGGCUGAUCAGGUGAUUGAAGAAAUUGAGGAAAUGAUGCAAAAUUCACCUGACCCUGAAGAGGAAGAAGAAAUUUUAGAGAAGGAUGAUGGUGGGGACACAAGCAGUCAGGCCGAUUCGGUCCUUUUGCAGGAAAUUCAGGCCUUGUCGCAAAGCCUGAACAAAAAUUGGUCAUGUGAAGGUUUGGGGCACAUGUCUGCCCAGGAACUUCUGGAGAUUCUGGAUCGAGUGGAAGGUGCUAUUCAGGAUUACUCGGAGGAGCUGAUACAGCAGCUGGCUUGUCGAGAUGAGCUGGAGUUUGAGAAGGAGGUGAAGAACUCCUUCAUCACCAUCCUGAUGGAGGUGCAGAACAAGCAGAAAGAACAUCGAGAGAUGAUAAAGAGGAGGAGGAAAGAAAAAGGACUGAGUCUGCAAAACAAUCGGAUAGAAAGGGCAGCUCAGAUGCCUCUCAAGCGGUUCAGUAUGGAAGGAAUUUCAAAUAUUCUGCAAACUGGAAUCCGGCAGACAUUUGGAAAUUCAGCAGCUGAAAAGCAGUAUUUGAACACUGUUAUCCCAUAUGAGAAGAAAGGGGCGCCUCCGUCAGUUGAGGACUUGCAAAUGCUUACAAACAUUCUCUUUGCAAUGAAGGAAGACAACGAAAAAGUCCCUACGCUGCUCACUGACUACAUUUUAAAAGUUCUCUGCCCUACCUAAGCUCUGCAUUCUGAGCAUCAUGAAGUCAACAGGAGAUCAGGCCAGGGUGUCAUUCCAUCACGGGACUGCAUGACAUAAUGUACACUUCUGAAUUGUGUAUUUAAAAUGUAUAGCAUUAACUGGGGUUAAAUACGAGUGAAACUCUAUCCUUCACUGUCGGUUUCUAGUCAUAGUCAACA